This is a messenger RNA of Penicillium coprophilum, 2319 nucleotides long. RefSeq lists its product as uncharacterized. The record is from RefSeq and is a predicted model, not a curated record. NCBI's taxonomy places the organism in Eukaryota, Fungi, Ascomycota, Eurotiomycetes, Eurotiales, Aspergillaceae. The coding region runs from base 1 to 2319 and encodes 772 amino acids. The transcript has 3 exons.
AUGAAUCGUGGCAAAGCUCAUAGUCUCUGGAGUCAUGUCCAAUCCAUGUUUGGCCGCCCGCAAUACAGUGGAGUCCCAAAUGAUGGACGACGGGACCACGAUGAGCCCACCGCACUGGAGCUGCAGCCCUCAACUUUUUCCCUCACAUCCUUCUCGUCGAAAAUACAAAAACCGCGGGCUUCCUUCCUCAGAUCAAGUCCGGAAUCCAUCGAGGAGACUCAUACCCUGAUUCAUCAGACUGAUGGUAGGAAGGCAACAACAGAGGUCAGGGAGGAUGGUAACUCAACUACAUCCCCAGUGCAAAACACCUGGAUUGUUGGAGUGCGUUAUUGUGCUGCAGCGGGAGCCUGUAUCUUGGUCAUAAACCUGAUCUUCAUAAUCGUUGCAGCCGGAAUGUCAACGCGAUAUAGUACUAAUAGCGCUUGGGGAGACUCCGCAGUCAUCUACGACGGCGAUUGCGGUAUCGUCAAACGAUGGUCUGUUGGAUUGCAUCUGAUUAUUAACGUUCUAAGCACACUCAUUCUCGCUGCCAGCAAUUACUGCAUGCAAACACUGGUCGCUCCAACACGAGAAGAGGUAGACGUGGCUCAUGCGCGUGGCCAGUGGCUAGAUAUCGGAGGUGCCAGUAUAAGGAACCUUCUAGCGAUCGGGGGAGACCGACUUGGGCUAUGGAUUAUAUUGAUGCUGACGGCAUCCCCUUUUCACUUGAUGUAUAACUCCAUGGUCUUCGAAUCAUUCUCCACUCACGAUUUUGACGCUUUUGUCGCACCGAAAGAUAUGAAUUCGUCCAACGUACGUUCUCUUGACACUCCAGCUCUCAAGGAAUGCUUUGGUCGGCCAUACUAUACCGGGGCCCUACGAAGUCUCACUUGGAAUGAAAUUGCUUCUGAAAUUGAAAGUGACAAUUACGAGCAACACAAAUCUGACGAAUGUUCUUCUUUCAGUCCCCCACACACGGGGAUCAAAGCACUGGCUAUAAUUACCGAAGAUUUAACCGUGGGUGAUGGGGGCAAUGCAUCGGUUUUGAACGUAGUCUCUGGUCCAUCCCUCGUGGGAAACACUGUCACUGUGCAAGCUAUUCCAUUUGCCUCUAAAGAUGCGGGGGUGAAUGAUUCUAUAGAGUGCACAAAUGGCUAUGAUGCCCUUGCUGUAAAAAAUUACACGGUCAAUGAGUGCCUGGUGAUGAAGGUUGGGGAACACUGUCAGUUGCUAUAUAGCCCACCAAUAUGCAUCGCAAUUGCGCUUGCUGCAUUUGCGAAGGUAAUUGCCAUGUUUCUGGCCGCUCGGGUAGGUCGAAACCGAUCACCACCCCUUCUGACUAUUGGAGAUGCCAUCUCAUCGUUCAUCUCGAGGCCUGAUCCAACCACAAACAACCUCUGCUGGCUGUCAAGCACACAUGUUCGCAAAGGCACCUGGACUAGAACUCGCGAAGCUUCAGCUCCGGUUUACAGAUCGCUCUCAAAGCCGGGAUCCUGGUUGCGAGCGGUAACUCGAUGGAGAUGGAUCGCAACUCUAUCUUCAUGUUUUAUCACCCUGAUCACUGGAAUCGUUAUGCUUUUUGUCUCUUUGCCGGACACUGAUGAGCAAUGGAUAUCUACAAGCAAGUUUCAGAAUCUGUUCUCAUCAGAUGUGGAUGAAAGUGAAUAUCACACCUUCGAUGUUGUUGGUGUUAAAGGCAUGCUACAAUCCGUGGUAUUUGCCAACAUACCACAGCUUGCGGUUACAAUAUGCUACUACUGCUACAACGCGGUAUUGACCAGUAUGCUAGCUGCUGCUGAGUAUAGCUCCUACGGAAUCGAACGCAAGGCGCUACGUGUCACUUGGCCUAUCAAGAGGAGCCAACAGCGAUCGACAUAUUGGCUCAGUAUUCCGUACCGCUACAGCGUGCCUGUUCUUCUCCUAUACAUGACCCUCCACUGGACAAUUUCUCAAUCUAUCUUCUAUCUGGAGAUAGUUACAUACACACCGCUGGAUCGAAAAGUAGGAAGUACCAGUAGUUUAGGCUACUCCUCUGCUUUCAUCCUCUUUUCGAUCUUAGUCGGUGUUAUCAUGAUACUUAUAUUGUGUAUAUUGGGACUCAGGCGACUCAAGUCAAACGCCCCAUUAGCGGCAUCUUGUUCUGCUGCCAUCAGUGCCGCCUGUCAUCCACCCACUCAUGAGAACCUAGAUGCUGCAAUCCGGGGAACAUUGAAGUGGGGUCAGACCACUAGCCCGCCUGUCGAGUCGAUCAACUCCGAAGGGGAUGAACCGGGAAAGGGACACUGCAGCUUCACGUCAUCGGGCACCGUGGAGCCCACUCUAACCAAGCGAUACGCUUGA